This is a messenger RNA of Scophthalmus maximus (turbot), 3461 nucleotides long. RefSeq names its product estrogen-related receptor gamma. Gene Ontology annotation, biological process: regulation of DNA-templated transcription. Bases 457 to 1779 code for a protein of 440 amino acids. The record is from RefSeq and is a predicted model, not a curated record. Gene Ontology annotation, molecular function: nuclear steroid receptor activity; DNA-binding transcription factor activity; zinc ion binding. The transcript has 8 exons. NCBI's taxonomy places the organism in Eukaryota, Metazoa, Chordata, Actinopteri, Pleuronectiformes, Scophthalmidae. Gene Ontology annotation, cellular component: nucleus.
CAGAAAACCCUCUGCGCUGUAUCCAUGUGUCCUCUACCCUCCCUUCAACUCACCACCUCCCUCUGCAUAUGAGGGUGUCCUACACACACACACCCACCACCACCACCACCCCUCGCUCUUAGACACACUUUUCUGUCUGACACUCUCUCUCAGGACUCCCCUGUGAGCAAAGCGAGCCCGCCAGGCAGGCAGGUAAACUCAGCACUGGAUCAGGGUGAGAUGCUGAGAGGAGAGAAGGGAGAGGGCAAUGUGUGAGUUGUAUUUGUGUGUGUGCGUGCGUGUGUGUGUGUGCGUGCGUGUGUGUGUGCCACUGCUGCUGCAUCGCUGAGCUACUGAGACCGGAGGCAAGGCGAGCUGGAGCGUUUGUCCUUGAGACUGACUGACUGACUGACUGCAGCUGUAGAGCGGAGGAGCAGCCGACCAGCCGGUGGAUGAAACUGACGACGCCUGGGCAGGAUGUCAGUGAGGGGCUUGGACCCCACCUGUCCCUCCUCAAUAAAGUGUGAGCCCUCCAGCCCCAGUCCCAGCUCGCAGGGAGACGUCAGCCCGGCUCAGCCCAGCCCCGGGAGCUCGUCCUCGGACACAAACUCGAGCUUCGGGCCCCUGACAAAGGGCCACGGUCACAUCAAUGGGCUGGACUCGCCGGGCCUCUACGCUCACACGGCGGUGUUGCCCAACAAUGGAGGAGCGAACAGGAGGUUUGUUGAGGAAGAAGGCCAAGUGAAGUGUGAGUUCAUGCUGGGCUCGGUGGCCAAGCGGCUCUGUCUGGUGUGCGGUGAUGUGGCCUCAGGUUACCACUACGGCGUGGCCUCCUGUGAGGCCUGCAAGGCCUUCUUCAAGAGGACCAUCCAGGGUAACAUCGAUUACAGCUGCCCGGCGUCCAACGAGUGUGAAAUCACCAAGAGGAGAAGGAAAUCCUGUCAGGCCUGUCGAUUUGUGAAAUGUCUGGCCGUGGGCAUGUUGAGAGAAGGUGUUCGUCUGGACCGGGUCCGCGGCGGCCGACAGAAGUACAAGAGGAGAAUAGAUGCUGAGAACAGCCCUUAUCUGCACCCGCAGAAUGCCUUGCCCCAGAAAAAAACAUUCUCUGUUGGCGGCGUGGUGGAGAACAAAGUGGUGUCCCUGCUGCUGGUGGCCGAGCCCGAGGGCAUCUUCGCCAUGCCGGACCCCACCGUGCCCGAGAGCGACAUCAAGGCCCUGACCACCCUGUGCGACCUGGCCGACAGGGAGCUGGUGGUCAACAUAGGCUGGGCCAAGCACAUCCCCGGCUUCCCUUCCCUCUCACUGGCAGACCAGAUGAGUCUCCUGCAGAGUGGCUGGAUGGAGAUCUUGAUCCUGCGAGUGGUGUUCCGCUCGCUGGCCUUGGAGGACAAGCUGGUGUACGCCGAGGACUACGUCAUGGACGAGGAGCAGUCGAAGCUGGCCGGGCUGCUCGACCUCAACAAUGCCAUCCUCCAGCUGGUGAAGAAGUUCAAGACCAUGGGGCUGGAGAAGGAGGAGUUUGUGGUGCUCAAGGCCAUCGCGCUCGCCAACUCAGACUCCAUGCAAAUCGAGGACUCGGCGGCAGUUCAGAGACUCCAGGACGUCCUUCACGGGGCCCUCCAGGAUCACGAGGCCGCCCACCACCCGGAGGACCCCCGGCGUGCCGGCAAACUGAUCAUGAACCUCCCCCUCCUCCGUCAGACGGCCGCUCGCGCCGUCCAGCACUUCUGCAGCAUCAAGCAGGACGGCCGCGUGCCCAUGCACAAACUGUUCCUUGAACUGCUGGAGGCCAAAGCCUGACCCGGCCACAGAUCGGCUUCACCCUGACCUCGGGUGCAGAGGUUGGGAUGAGGGGAAGUGAAGGAUAACGGGUGGUGCUGGGGUAUGACGCCGUGUAUUUGUCCAUUUCAGCUUGCAUUUGACGGUAGCGUUUUGAAUUCGCAGAAGCAGCUGGGAUAUUUUUUUAGAGCCGCAGCCCCUCCUGCUUCCAAUGAACAUUUGGACGAGACUGUCAUAUUUGCAUUUAGUGUCUUUGACGCCAUAGACAUUGUCAUCUGUCCUGUUUUGCGAGACUAAUUAAAGCGUGUUGACCGGCGUCGAAAGCUGGAGACACAUGACCAGACAGUGUAAGAGCAGAAGAAAUCGCCUUCUAGAGAUAUUUACAGUUACAUGCCAAAAGUAGAGCUUCGUUCGUCAAAAAGACCACCUGAUACUUGAAGAUCCUCGCGGAUUAUUUCAUCCAUCUUGAAGCCUGUUAAUAUGCGUUCUAGUGCAUUUAGAGAGGGGUUUUUUUUUCAUGAUCUGAGUUCAUUUGACCCUUUUUUAUAGAAAAGGUGAACAUGUCCUCAGAGGUACAGUAAAGUCUUGCCAAAGAGUAAAGACUCAUAUUAUCGAAUAAUACCAGCAAAUGUCCACAGCAUUAUAAUGUGGCCUGUAAGACAUUCACGUAACCUGCAUCCCUGCUCUGUUGUGCAUUGCAAAAAUAUCGAUUCUAGUCAAUACAUACAUAUAAAGACGAUCAAAGGGAAGCGAUUAAGUUAUCAGCAGCUCAUAAGACAAUAAUCGGCCUCCUGAUUUUAGAAGAAAAUUUCAGGGAAAGAGUACGAAACAUGUCAUGAUACAACUGUACUGCAGCAAUGUUUUAUUUAUUUAAAAGUGGCUCUGUUUUGUUUUGGGGUUUUUUUGUUGCUGUUUUUUAUUUACUAAUGUGGCAUUAAUGAAGAUUAGAUUAAAGCAAUUACAGUGGAUAAUGAUUUUUUAAAGAUUUUUAAAUAAUAUCGUUGUAAGAUAAUAAUUUUUUUUUUUACUAGCUUCUCUGCUACAGCACUGAUACCUAUGUAUACCAUAUCAUUAAAACUCCAGACAACAUGAUUAUAAGUGGAGUCUGUACUUGAACUUGAAGAUCCAUAAUGUUGUAGCGAUGUGUAGACCCAUAGAUAUAACUUUAACGAUGUAAAAAAUGGCUGCCAUACUGUAUAAUCUGGAUUCGGGAGGCGCUUGGUGUCUUUUCUAUGGUAGAAAAAUCUAUGUGUAGGAUGAAAUUUGUGCACUACUUUUUGCUUUUAGCCAUAGCGUUUGGGGAAUCCUGGUGAUGGCGCUCUGUUAAUCUUGUGUGUUUUGUGUAAAGAGUAGCUCUAUAUGAAAUUUCCUGCACAUAUUAAAUGAAGGGACUAAACUUGGAAGGAAGGAAUAUCAGUACAAUUAACGAAUAGCUGCGCCCCUUAUUUUACUCCUCAAAGCAGCAAAGUACUGUGACACUAUAAUGUGCAUAUUUUUGUGAAAAGAUGAGGGCAUCGUCAUGGCGGGUUUCAAAUGUAUACGUUCUGUACAUUUUUUUGGCUGUAUUUACGUAAUGUCCUAUGCCAACAGAGAGAUGUCUAAAGAUGCGAAUAAGCUUUGUUUGGAUGAGUUGUGCCGUGCUAUUUCAUUCUCAGGUGGAUUCUUGGGCAAUAAAGACGUUCCCCAUAAUGCAAAGCUCAUAA